Messenger RNA from Cladocopium goreaui, 376 nucleotides. The record is from the annotation of a GenBank genome assembly. Lineage: Eukaryota; Dinophyceae; Suessiales; Symbiodiniaceae.
GUACGCUAUGGAGCACUACAACCUUGAAAAGGACAUUGCCUCUGAUCUGAAGGAGCAAUUUGAACUCGAGUAUGGCCCCACUUGGCACUGCUUGGUCGGUCGCCACUUCUCCAGCUAUGUCACGCACGAAAAGAGCUGCUAUUGCUACUUCUACAUCGGACAAAUGGGUGUGAUGCUCUUCAAGACACCAUGAGGCAACAGGUCAGAAAGUGCAGCGGAUAGCACAGCCAAACAGCGCCAAAGUGCAGCGAUUCGCAGCUCAAAGCCACAAGGCAUCACAAGGCCAUGACCAAGUCGAACAGGCGAUGAAUUUGCACCGUCUGCAUAUGUCUGCAUACUCUCAUACAUUUUUGCAGCGAUAGAAAUGAUUGUUCAG